Molecule: messenger RNA, 3158 nt
Organism: Hypanus sabinus (Atlantic stingray)
Lineage: Eukaryota; Metazoa; Chordata; Chondrichthyes; Myliobatiformes; Dasyatidae
Product: tonsoku-like protein
Exons: 18
Molecular function (GO): protein binding
Source: RefSeq, a predicted model, not a curated record
UUGUCUCACUCCUCCAGCACUACCGGGAGUACUUGCAAUUGGCCCAGUCGGUCGCCAAUCACGUCGAUGAACAGCGGGCGUGGAUGCAGAUUGGACGGGCCCAUAUGCUCAAACCCCACAGCAAUCGAUCAGACGAGAGCCUGCAGGAGGCGUUGCGGGCGUACGAGAGGAGCCAGAAGGUGCUGAAGGAGAAGUUGGAAGGUUCCGGCGGGCACAGGGUGUCGGCGCUGGAGCUGAAGAAGAUGCGGGUAGCUUUGUACCUGAAUUUUGGCAUCGUGUACAACCUCCUGCAGAGGCGAGAGGACAGCCUUGAGGCCCUGCACUACUGCCUCUCCAUUGCCGAGAGCCAGAAUUUCUACAAGGAGCUGUACCAGGCAAGCUGCGUACUGGGGACCAUCCACCAAGACCAGGAACUGUACACACAGGCACUGAAACACUUCCGAGCAGCGAGACAGUGGGCCCAAAAGGCUGGCAUGCGGGGAGAGUCGGACACUGCGGUCAGCCAGGGGCAGAUCCAUCUGGCGCUGGGUGAGUUUGCAGCUGCCAGCCUGCAUCUGGAAAAGGCCAUUGCCCAGAACACUGUCCCCCACGAGCAGAGGAACACGGUCAGGAAGAGGCUGAAGAGAGCACUGAAGGGCGAGCAACUGCAGAGGGAGCUCUUGGCCAUGCCGGAAGACCACUACGUCAGCCGCCUGCAUCUGUGUGAGGAGCUGGGGGACCUCUGCUGCUCGGUGCGAUGUUAUCAGAAGGGUGUCGAGUAUUACCAGCAGCAGCUGGCCUGUGCACAGAAGCUGUGCUAUCCCAACAAGAAGAUGGCGAUGAUUCACUGGUCCCUGGCCCGUACAUACGAUAAUCUGAAGGAUUACAGACAGGCCCUCAGCCAUUAUCAGAGGGAGCUGGAUCUUCAGAAGGGCCACGAUAAGGAGGAGUGCAAGACGUGGCUGCAUAUUGCUGGAGUCCAGCAGAAUAUGGAGACAGGCCAGACGGAAGUGGAGGACAGCCUGCGGGCAGCCAUGCACCACGCACAGAAAUCCGGGGAUUCCAGGCUGCAGCACAAGGUGCAGAAGGCCAUUGGGAAGAUGCAGCGACAAUCCGAUCCUCCCUGGGAACCAGAGUCGGGAGACAGCUCCACUGGGACGGAGACUGACGAGAGCACAGACCUGGAGGACGAGGAGCUCCCAGAACAGCCUCCCACCCACACUCAAACAGGGAAGAGAGGCGAAGUCCUGACACCUGAGCCACAGCCACCUCCCAGAAUCACGAAAUGGAAGCGGAAUAGAAAGGGGGAGAUGCCACUGCAUCUCGCCUGUAUCCAGGGUAAAACCCAGAAGGCCAAGACCCUCAUCCAGCAGGGUCACCCAGUAAAUGGGAGAGACCAUGCUGGCUGGACGCCCCUGCAUGAAGCCUGUAACCACGGCUGGACAGAUAUCGUGGCACUAUUGCUGGAUAACGGUGCGGCCAUUAACAGCGAAGAGGACAGGCAGUGCGACGGAAUCACAGCCCUACAUGAUGCCCUCGACAAUGGACACCUGGACACAGUGGAGCUUCUCAUCAACAGGGGAGCAGAGACCCAGGUCAAAGACAGUCAGGGUCGCCUCCCACUCGAUUGCCUGAAGAUAUGGUGGAAUGGGCUGCAGCACAACCCAAGUCCAGUGCUGAAGCAGAGGUAUGAGGGCCUCCUGAGCAAGCUGGAUACCCCCAGGACACCAGGGUCUGACCUUAGGAUCCACGUUUCCGAUGUAAGAUCUGUUUACCCACCUACUCCCCAGGAUGCCGCUGCCCCCACUGCGUCGCCCCUGUCCCAGCACCCGCCCUUGGGGCCAAGCGGCUCGGGCUCCCGGAACGUGGCCCGCCGGGGGAGACGCAGCUUUGCCGGCCGCCGAUCCUGCCGAGUAUCCCGGCCCUACGACUCGGACGAGGAAGAAGAUGAAAGCCCUGAGCCCGGCCCCUCGUGGCAGAUGCAGGGUAUCCAGACUCGGAGAUCGAGGGCAGCUCAGGAGUCCAGCCUGUCCAAGAGCAGGGCGGUCCCUUUGGGGAGGAGGGGGAAGGCCAGGCGAGGACCCAUGGAUUCAUUGGUGCUACGGAAACCGAAGGUCAUUCGUACAGAACCAGUGGAGCGGCAGCGGGACCCCAGCGGAACCCCAAAGAGGCCACAGCUGAACCCUGACUCAACCCCAGAGGGGCGACGGCAGGAUCCUAACACAACCCCAGACCGGGGGCAGCAGAACAACAGUGGAACCCUGGAGGGGCAGGGGCGGAACCCUGAGGCAACCCCAGAGGAUGACUGGCUGGAGGUGGAACAUAGCAAGGAAGGACAGGGAGAGCGAGGAGCCUCCUGUCCACUGGAGGCCAACUCCCGGAACAGCAGGAAGACUGGAACAGGCGAGAUCCCGGACAAUAGCAGCGGGACCCCAGUGUCCCUCCACACACAGGCGGGAGCUGGCGGCGUGGGUGUUUUCUGCAGCCCCACCUCGCACCCUCCGAUCCGCAUCAGGGUCCGUGUCAAGGAUAAGGUCUUCCUGGUGCCCGUGCCCCCAAGCUCUGCAGACACUUCCACAGAUAUGUGGACGGUGGAAUGGCUGAGCAAUGAGGUGGCCACCCGUUACUGCCAGGUCUGCGGCCAACGGCCACGUCUCUCCCUCAGCUGUGGUGGGGCCCUCCUCUCCCCCAGUGACCCAAUCACACAACUCCUACAGGACAACGAGGAGGUGGAGGCUGAAAUUCAAUCCUGGGAUGUUCCUCCCAUCUCCAUCCGUUACAGGAAUGCCUGCCACAGCCUGGGACUGGCUGAGGACCCAUCGAUCUCGAAGAUCUUACAACUGCAGGAGGAGCAGCCCACUUUGGACCUGUGCAGCCUGUCGCUGGGCCCCGAGCGCCUGACGCCCGUCCUGCGCGCCCUCCGGCAACACACUGCCACCCGCCAUCUCCGGCUCACCGGCAACCGUCUCACCGACUCCGCUACCGAGGAGCUACUGGGCAGCCUGGUCACCAUGCCCAACCUCACCCUGCUUGACGUCUCCUCCAAUCAGAUCACAGCCCUGGGGCUGAGGAAGCUCAGCGAGGGAGCUCAGCGCCCUGGUGAACCAGUCUUCCAGGUGAGGGGCUACUGGGUCCUCACCGCCACCACAUCGUCCCGGGAAGGACACAGAUCCUCGGGG